Messenger RNA from Strongylus vulgaris, 477 nucleotides. The record is from the annotation of a GenBank genome assembly. NCBI's taxonomy places the organism in Eukaryota, Metazoa, Nematoda, Chromadorea, Rhabditida, Strongylidae.
AUGAACUCUACUCGAGCUAGAUCUCAAUUUGUGGAUCUCCUUGGUGAAGACGAGCACUCUUAUGGCAUCAAUCAGAAGGGAAUUGCAAGACAUUGCGGUGUAGAGGUGGCUGUGUGUGAUCCGUUACCGUACAGAGACUGCAUUGUUGGCAUACUAUUUGAUGGCCCUGGGAGAAAAAUCAGCUUCUACCGUAAUGGUGAAUAUCUCUGCACACCUUUCACUGAAAUAGAUGUAUCUGAAACGCUUUAUCCUAUGAUAUCAAGCACUGCCCAGCAAUCGCGAUUUGUUGUUGAAAAUCAAUCUUGUUUAUAUAUAGCACACUCUUUGACGGAAGCUGCCCUUCUAAGGGUCCAUUGUAUGUCCGGCUCAUCUUAUGCUCAUCUACCAUUACCUCGUACACUUGUCCUGCGUCUUGGACAAAUGGAAAGGCGUCGACAUCGUCUUCGUCGUACGCCGACGAAAACGCGCCCAGUCGCU